Messenger RNA from Caenorhabditis remanei, 1083 nucleotides. RefSeq lists its product as uncharacterized. Bases 1 to 1083 code for a protein of 360 amino acids. The record is from RefSeq and is a predicted model, not a curated record. The transcript has 4 exons. NCBI's taxonomy places the organism in Eukaryota, Metazoa, Nematoda, Chromadorea, Rhabditida, Rhabditidae.
AUGGCGGAUUUUCGGUCGUUUGAUGAGCUGGAUUUGUUCUCGGAUUCCGAACAUGAAGAAGAUUUCUCAAAGUUUCUAAGUGAUCCGGAGGAAACCGAGCAAGAAUACGAGUCGGAAGAUGAGGAGGAGACGGAUUGGGAUCUAAAUCUGAAAAAGUCAGAUGUAGUAGAGCUUCCGGAUGGCGCAGAAAUUGGGUCUUCCGCUCCACGAGACGAAGAAAAUUCGCUUCUGGAUUCUCUUCUCGGCGAAGCGCUGUCGGGAGAUCAAAUAAAUCCAUCUGUAGAUGGAUUAUUCGAUGAUUUGAGUCUCUCUGACUAUGAGCCCGAAAUAAUCGAUCGCGGAUUGCUGGAAACCGAGGAUAGUGGCAUCAGUACUGGCGCUAGUCGAUCGGUUUCGGUGGAGACAUCUGAGGAAUCCACGGAAGACAAUGUAUUGGAUAUGUCAUCGAUUGAUAAAUAUCUGCAAUAUAUCAAUGAGGAGGAGCAUGAAGUCUCGGUGGAUGAUCUACCGGAUUUCGCAUCGAAAAAAAAUGUGUACGGUACCAGUUUCAAUGUCCGCACCGGGAACAUCUCUCGCCCACCGCGAUUCGAAUUCGCUCGUCGUGACGAUCGCUGGAUCAAUUCUUGUAAAGUGUUGACUUAUGAGAACGAUAAACCACUCAAUGAAUUGCUGACUCUCGGGAAGAAAGUGCCCACCGUGAAGCGUGGAAUGACUAUCAAUUCCACCUGCAAAUUCACAGACGUCCAUUGUCGCAGCGCCCAGGAAAUGGCUGAAAUGGAGACUCACGAUAUCCAACAAAUCAUUCGAGACGCGUUCAACGCUCAACGUCUUGCUGUAAUUCUGUUUGGAGUCGAAAAAGACGGAAAAGUGACUGGAUGUGUGUUGAAUGCGGGGAAACAGGACAAUCUACGUCUCGCUUUGGAUACGGCGGUGCAGACGGAGUUCGUGCCACCGAUUGAGAACAUUUUGGACGCGAUCGAUGUGCAAUUCUUGCCGGUGGACGGUGUGGAGAACACGUUUUUGAUUGUGAUUCGAAUUAAGCAGCUCCGCAAUCAGAAAUAUCGAUUGGAAUCUUCAGUUUGA